AUGCAGCGGCGCGGACGGACCGGCACCGGACCCGUGACUCUCGUGGUAUCUCCGCUCAUCUCGCUCAUGGAAGACCAGGUGCUCUCCUUGGCCAGCAACGGCAUCUCGGCCUGUUUGGUCGGGGGUUCUUCUGACUUGAGGACCGAGGAGAAGGCGAUCAAGGGUGACUACCCGCUGGUCUUCGUCACGCCGGAGAAGGUGUCUGGGUGGGACCACGGCCUAAAAGCGAUGCAAGCGGGGCCGGGCCUUGCCUUGAUCGCGGUGGACGAGAGCCACUGCGUGGCGGAGUGGGGCCACGACUUCCGACCCUCCUACCUGGAGCUACGCUCCCUCAGAGACAAGUUCCCGCAGGUCCCGCUCAUGGCGCUGACGGCGACGGCAACCCCUAGAGUCCAGUCCGAGAUCAUGACUAACCUUGGGCUGCGGAAUCCCUUGGUGGCCAAGACCUCCUUCAACAGGUGGAACCUGCACUAUUCGGUCAAGACGGUGAACGUCCAGAGCAGGCACGAGGCGCUGUGUUCGCUGCUGCGGGGGCUGGAGGGAAGCGCCAUAAUCUACGUCAUGACCAAGAGGGACGCGGAGCAACUGACGGGAGACGUGGCGCGUAUCGUGGGUUCCAAGGGUGCGAGGACUUACCACGGGGGCAUGUCCCCCGCGGACAGGAGGGAGGUGCACCACGCCUUCAUACGGGACGACGUGCAGGUGGUGAUAGCGACGAUCGCGUUCGGCAUGGGGAUCGACAAGCCGGACGUUCGUGUCGUGAUCCACUGCGGGCUGCCCAAGACGGUGGAGGCCUACUAUCAGCAGACGGGCCGCGCGGGCAGGGACGGGCUUCCGGCGAACAACAAGCUGCUGGCGGAGAUAGAGAAGUUCUCCACCUCCCUCGGGUGCCGGCGGCGGGCCAUCCUGGCCUACUUUGGCGAGGACAUGGGGGAUUCGAAGUGCGACGGCUGCGACGUUUGUGACCGUACCGCUGCGGCUGCGGCAGCAUCCGCUAAUGGCGCUACCGCGACCAACGAGGACGUCGAGCUGUUCACCGGCCCGGCCAGGCUGGUGCUGCAGGCAGUUCACGACUCCGGAGGGCGGUACGGGAUAACGGUGCCGAUCGGUCUGCUGAUGGGGACCAAGAGGGGAACGGACCGGGUGCACAACGCCGCCAUGAAGCCGUCUUUCGGCAAGGGGAAAGAGAGAGGCAAGACGGAGACGUUCUGGAAGGCCUUGUUCCACCAACUCGUCGAGAGACAGGGGUUCCUUGAAGCGGUGUCGUUCUCGAGCGACAACGGCGGGCGGAGCGGGACGACCUACCGCUUGACCCGCCAGGGGAGGAGCUUCCUCCAGGCCACCAAGGAGAAGCUCCCCAUGUCUUUCACGCCUUCCGAUGAACUGGCGACGGAAGGGAGGCGUUUUAGGACGGCCGCUGCGCGUCCCGCGGACGGCUACCCGCAGACCAACGCCGCGCGCAACGGGCUCUCCGAGGAGGAGCAGAAAGUGCACGCGCUCCUGCUAAAUCUCAGGAAGGAGAUAGCGGAUCGCACGGGCGAGAUGCCGUACAACGUCAUGGGGGGCGCCGUGGUGAAGGAGCUGUCGAAGAGGAGGCCGGUCGACCUCACCACGCUCACGUCGGUGGGCGGCAUGGGGGAGACGAAGAUUAACAAGUACGGGGCUGAGAUAAUCGAGUGA
Messenger RNA from Ectocarpus siliculosus, 1680 nucleotides. NCBI's taxonomy places the organism in Eukaryota, Phaeophyceae, Ectocarpales, Ectocarpaceae. The record is from the annotation of a GenBank genome assembly.